Daktulosphaira vitifoliae (grape phylloxera) is the source of this 1981-nucleotide messenger RNA. RefSeq names its product stress-induced-phosphoprotein 1 (gene Stip1). The transcript is spliced from 11 exons. The record is from RefSeq and is a predicted model, not a curated record. Lineage: Eukaryota; Metazoa; Arthropoda; Insecta; Hemiptera; Phylloxeridae. The coding region runs from base 205 to 1824 and encodes 539 amino acids. Gene Ontology annotation, molecular function: Hsp90 protein binding.
GGUGAAAUACUAUUCAUUUCUUCAACUCGAGUCAGGCUGUUUGUUAAUCGCGCCGUGUUAGAAUUUUCGUUUACAGCAAUCUAUUUGAAAUUUAUCGUGUGCUUUUAACUUAACCACAUUGAAUUAUAAAAUUAGUUUAUUACAACUAUUUGUGUUAAAAAAUUAAGUCUUCCUCUUGAAAUACAUUUUUUAAUAAUUAAAGACAUGGCUCUUGAUUUAAAAGAGAAGGGAAAUGCUGCAUUAUCUGCUGGGAAUUAUUCUUUAGCAGUAGAACAUUAUACUCAGGCUAUAGCUCUCGAUCCCAACAAUCAUGUUCUCUACAGUAAUAGAUCAGCUGCUUAUGCUAAACAAGGAAAAUAUAAUAAUGCACUAGAAGAUGCUGAAAAGACAGUAUCCAUUAAACCCGACUGGCCAAAAGGUUAUUCUAGAAAAGGAACAGCAUUAGCGUUUUUAGGCCUUAAAGAUGAAGCCACUAAAGCAUAUGAAGAUGGUUUAAAGUAUGAUCCUAACAAUCAACAAUUAUUAGAUGGUUUAAAAGAAGUAAAAAAGCAAGAUCAACCUUCUUUUGGGGGUAACAGUAUGUUUCCACCAGAGGCAUUUUUGAAAUUAGCUCGAGAUCCUAGAACCAAAGAUUUAAUUAAUGAUCAACAAUUUAUGAGUAUGUUAAUCGAGUGCCAAAAAGAUCCUCAAAAAUUAUUUGCUAACAUGCAGGACCCAAGAAUGUCAGCUGCAUUAAGUGUUAUGAUGGGAAUUAAUUUAGAUGAUGAAAAAAUGGAUACUGAACCAACGCCUCCUCCACCAAAACCAAAAAGAGAACCUACUCCACCACCUAAAAAAUCUGAAGAGGAAAAUUUAACUGAAGAACAAAAGGAGGCUAAAAAAGAAAAAGAUCUUGGCAAUGAAGAAUAUAAAAAGAAAAAUUUUGAAUCUGCUCUUACUCAUUAUAACAAAGCAAUUGAAUUAGAACCAACAAAUAUAACGUACUAUAAUAAUGUUGCAGCUGUAUAUUUUGAACAAAAAGAGUAUAAGAAAUGCAUUGAAGAAUGUGAAAAAGCUGUUGAAAUUGGCAGAGAAAAUAGAGCUGACUUCAAAUUAAUUGCUAAAGCAUUUUCAAGAAUCGGCAAUGCUUAUAAAAAAUUAGAAGAUUAUAAAAAUGCCAAAACAUAUUUUGAAAAAUCCAUGUCUGAACAUAGAACACCUGAAGUUAGAAGUAUUAUAUCAGAGUUAGAUAAAAAAAUAAAAGAAGAAGAACGCAAAGCUUACAUUGAUCCAGUUAAAGCGGAACAAGCUAAAGAAAGAGGAAAUGAAUUUUUCAACAAAGGUCAAUUUGCUGAUGCAGUUAAGGCUUAUUCAGAGGCCAUUUUGAGGAAUCCUGAUGAGCCUAAAUAUUAUAGUAAUCGCGCAGCUUGUUACACAAAACUAGCAGCUUUUGAUUUAGGCCUUAAAGACUGUGAUAAAUGUGUUCAAUUGGAUCCUAAAUUUUUGAAAGGUUGGAUAAGGAAAGGAAAAAUUUUACAAGGCAUGCAACAAUCUUCUAAAGCAUUAUCUGCUUAUCAAAAAGCUCUAGAUAUUGAUUCAUCGAAUGCUGAAGCCUUAGAGGGAUAUAGAGCAUGUUCAUUAGCAGCACAUUCUGAUCCAGAAGAAAUGCGAAAACGGGCUAUGGCUGAUCCUGAAGUUCAAGAUAUUAUUAGAGAUCCUGCAAUGCGUCUUAUACUUGAGCAAAUGCAAAAUGACCCUAAAGCUCUAAGCGAUCAUUUAAAAAAUCCAGAUAUUGCUAGCAAGAUUCAAAAGUUAAUAGAGUCCGGUCUCAUUGCUAUACGUUAAAAAUCUGUUAAUAUAUGUACAAAUACAAUUUAAAUUUAUUAUUUUAUUCUCUAUGCUUUUUUGAGAUAUUACAUUUUUUAAAUGUCUUUACUAUAUAUAAUAUUAGUUAUUUGUUUAAUUCUAUUUAUAAAGAUAUGAGAAUGAUUUUUUAUGAAAA